AUGUUUUGUUUCUUUCUUGCUUCUGCCGACUUUUGGUUUGUGUCUUUUUACAGUAAUUUUCAUUGGGCUUAUCUCUUUUCUAAUUUUUUUACAAGCAAUGACCCAUACGAAUCAAACCUAAAAAAGCUCUUGAGUGUUCUGUACUACAAAACUCCUCCUCAGGGUUUUGCUCUUGCUUCUUUGGGUAAGUAUCAAUACCAAACUCACGGUCUUGCUCUCUGUCGAGGUGAUGUUAAUGCCACGGAAUGCAUGACUUGUGUUAACGAGGCCAGCAACGAAAUUCACAAACGCUGCCCAUAUAAUGAAGGUGCAAUUAUCUGGUACGAUAAUUGUCUUUUGAAGUACAUGAACAAAGAUUUCUUCGGCCAGAUCGAUAACGAAAACAAGUUCUACAUGUUGAACGUGAGAAAUGUAAGUAUUAAUCCCAAAGUAUUUAACCAAAAAGCCAGGGAUUUGUUGAGCCGACUGUCCAAGGAAGCGUCUGGCACCCCAAAACUGUAUGCAGUUGGAGAGGGAGAGAUGGGAGAUCAAUCGAAGAAACUCUACGGUUUGGCACAAUGCACAAGGGACCUUUCGAGCACUAAUUGUUUCAAGUGUCUUGAGGGUGCAAUUGAUGAACUUCCUCGGUGUUGUGAUGGGAAAGAAGGAGGGAGGGUAGUUGGGGGAAGCUGUAAUAUUAGAUACGAGAUUUACCCAUUCGUUAAUAAAUUAAUUAUUAGUUAUUAA
This is a messenger RNA of Juglans regia (Persian walnut), 726 nucleotides long. Its product is annotated as cysteine-rich repeat secretory protein 38-like. NCBI's taxonomy places the organism in Eukaryota, Viridiplantae, Streptophyta, Magnoliopsida, Fagales, Juglandaceae. The coding region runs from base 1 to 726 and encodes 241 amino acids. The record is from RefSeq and is a predicted model, not a curated record. The transcript is spliced from 2 exons.